Trypanosoma grayi is the source of this 231-nucleotide messenger RNA. RefSeq lists its product as hypothetical. Bases 1 to 231 code for a protein of 76 amino acids. The transcript has a single exon. The record is from RefSeq and is a predicted model, not a curated record. Lineage: Eukaryota; Euglenozoa; Kinetoplastea; Trypanosomatida; Trypanosomatidae.
AUGGCUGCUGAGGACUCAGCGGAAGCGGCAGCAGGGCUUGUUGAGGCGUUCCGUGCCCUGGACGGGCGGCGCGUGGGUUGGCUCUCUACGGCGACGGUGAAGUCGCUCCUGGAGAGAUAUGGUGACUUCUCAGACGCGGAGAAGGAAGAGUUUCUCGCGGAGGCAGAUCAGGGGGCCAAAGUGCACUACGAACGUUUGGUGAAUGAGAUUAUAUUUGGUGAUAGUCGCUGA